GGGGCCGGCGGCGCCCGCGCCUGUCAGUGUGAGGGAGCGGCGGGCAGCGCUGCGGGACGCGGUACGUGCGGGCGGUGCGGGGCGACUCCGCGUUCGGGGCCGGCGGGCGGAGCUCCACGCCGUGCCGCGCCGUUCCCGACGGAGGGCCGCCCUUCCCGGGGUCGGCGGGCCGCGCGGGGCGGGGGGCAGCGGGGCCGGGCCCGCGGGGCCUGGGGCGGGGCGGGGGCCGGAGGAGCGCCUUACCCCGCGCCGGGCGCGGCCGUACGCGGUGCUGCCGGAGGGCUCCGUGCGUCCGGUGCGUCGGGCGCGUGCGGCGGCUCGAGAGCGGCGGCCGCGUGCGGUCGGGCCGCGCCGUUCGGAGGCGCCGAUCGGAGGCGUCGGACGCCCGCCGCGCUGCCGCCCGCCGCCUGUCCCGCUCCGGCCGCGGCCGCUGCGCUCCGUCCCCGCGCGGUGCCGCUCCGCGCCGUUCGGGCCGGGCCGCCGCCCGGGCCUGGCGCAGCCGCCGGAUUCCUCCGCGCUGACUCACGCGCUGCGAGCCGCGAAGUGCGGCGCGUUCGGGCGGAGCGGGCGCGGAGCUGCGGCGCUGAGCGCUGGGAUCGCCGCUUCCCCGCCGAGCGCUCCGGGCGCAGCGCACGCGAGGGCAGCCCGGCCGGCACCCGCCGCGUUGCGGCGAUGCGCGGCGUCCCCGGGGCGGUUCGUGGCGGGGCUGCCGGGGAGGUUUGGCCCGGGGCGGUUCGGGCGGCGCUGAGGAGCGGCUGCGGUCGCGUUCCCGUUUCUGCUUUACCGCGCAUCGCCGUGGCGAUGAACCGCCGGCGGCGACGGUUUCGGAGGGUCGCCCAGGAGCGCGGGGGGCGGUGCGGCCUCCUCUGCAGGCACCGGCGGUGCUCCCGGCGCUGCCGGACCUCCUGCAGGGAGCUGCGCCCCCGGGGGCUCCGCGUGGGUCCCUCCCGGCCCUUACUGCGCUGUGGUUCUGUGAGGAGCUUCCAUCUAUGCCGAGUUCGACAGAGCUGUGGGCUUGUUUGGUGUUUGCGUUUCUGUAGAUGUGAAUUGGAAACCCCGGGCCGUGCAGCGGUCUCACAGUGAGCGCUGGGCCCUGCUGACAGCACAGAGCUGCUUCUGAUGCGCUCGGGGCUGGAGGUGAUCCCUUCAGGUGCUCCAUUCGCUGUGCUGCGGUUCGGGCGGCAGCUGUGCCCCACGGGCUGCAGGGCAGAGCGGUGGCAGUGGGCUCUGAGCUGGGAAAGCUGAGUGCAUAAAACACAUAGGGACGCUUUGCUCCGGGCACGCGCUGUUGUUCGCAUCUCUGUUCAUGAAAAGAGUCGUGGAGGGACUCAGACUGAUGGAAACGGGGACGGAUGUUUGGUACGUGGAGAAGUUCUGCUCGCCGAUGUUUCCCUACAGCUGUUGUGACCUGGCUGCAGGACAGCCGGGCGGUCGCUGGGGCUCUCCAUCCCAGGGUAGGCAGAAAUGGGAGUUUGCAGUGCUUGCCAUCAAACCACUGGAACAGAAGGUGUCUGUAGCACACCUCACUGACAGCACCGGGGUUCUGCACACCUGGAGAGCAGUGGGAGCACCGUACGGAGGAGGCAGCGCAGCGCGAGGAGCAGCCCAGCAUCACAGCUCCUGCUCGGGCUGCUGGCCUGCAGCCUCUGCUCCUUCCUACCCCGAAGCCCUUCACACCUCCAGGAAGUCUUUUCUCCCCUCGCUGAGUUCGCGUGCGCUGUGUGUGAGUUAAGGUAGACGGGUGUGCUGAGUGCUGCAGCUUUCUUUUCUCAAUCCCUACUGAGACAAAUCGAAACUUCUCCCUUCUGUCGGCACGGAGCUUCUCUGCACUGCAGUACCGUGCUGUGAGCCAACACUGCUGGGAACGGAACCGCCUGAGUGUUGGCUGGAGCCCAAACGUGGCAGCCCGGCGGUGCCCCGGUGGAGGUGAGGGCGGCCGUGUUGUUGGAGUGCCCCAUGAGAGCCAGCUGGCAGAAGUCAGCGCGGUGCUCAUCGCGCUCUUCUCAAUAAGGAAGUGGGAAACCUCACGGAGACGACGUGAUGUGUUUUUCGAACGAAAUGUCGAUGUGAAGCGGCCGCAGCGCAGGAGAGGAGAGCCGUGUGCAAUGCAGGGCACCGCUGGGGUGGGAAAGGGCAGCGGGGCGCUGCAGGGAGCGCUGCUGGGAGGGCAGGAGGUGGAAGGAGCAGGAAGCGCUCCGCUGCCCCGCAGCACUGCUGUGUAUCUGCUCGGCCCGCGCAGCGCCCGUCGUUCUCAGCGGAAGCCGUCGGCUCUGUGCCGGUGCUGAACAGCACAACUGAUACCACGUCGGCUUUCGUUCUGUACAACUGCACUUUCUAUUUUACAGCAGUGAGAACUGACGUUGGUUAACGGGCUGAGAGCUGCAGCCUUCCUGAAGAACCCUUCCCGCUGCCAAUGAGGGCCCCGCGUGGACCGGUGCUGCUCACGUUCACUUACUGCCUCGUUACCCGACUUCUCCUUUUCCGCUGGCAAAUAAUGAGCCCAUGCACACAUCUGCGGAAGGAAGGAAGGAAGCCGGGGGUACUGAAAUCAAGAGUUGAGUCUCAGUGAUGUGGAUGAGUGAGAGGAGGUUCUGAAAGCAGCGAAGCCGGGACCCAGAGCACCGGGUGCUGCUCAGUGCAGGAGGGCACUCUGGGGGGCACAGCUCUCAGCACUCACGUUGGAGCAUCGUGGGGCUGAGUGCUGCUUAACCCGUCCUGAGCCGCUCACCUCAGGAGAAGUUCUGCUGUAGUCAUUAUUGAGAAGUUCUGCGUCGGUUUCUUUUCAUCUCAGCUCCCACCGAGCGCUCUGAGCCGCGCGUCCAUUGCAUCGGGGACUGUGAAGCUGUGAAAUGGCAGUGAUGGGGAUUGCGUGCCAUGGAGCUCCCGCUCCGCCCGCCAAGCAGCAGCAGGAGCUCAGUGCCACCAAAGGGCUGCACGAGGCCGCGAGCGAGAAGCAAAGCAGCGUUUGCAAAGUCGAGGAUUCAAAGAAAGCCAUCUUCCAUAGUCAGUGGAAGAUCCUCAACGAUGUCAUCACCAAAGGAACAGCAAAAGAAGAAACAGAAGGAGGCUGCGCGUCCAUCUCCAUUAUUGCCCAAGCAGAGUGUGAGAACAGUCAGGAGUUCAGCCCCACUUUGUCAGAGAGAUCCUUCAUUGCCCACAGCAAGCGUUACAGCCGCUCAGACAGCCUCGAUCAGAUCCCAAACAAUGUGGCCCAUGCGACAGAGGGGAGGAUGGCUCCCACCUGCUGGAGGGGGAGGCAUCGCGGUAAGGCGAGGAAGAAGCGUCACAAGAAACGAUCCAAGCUGAAAAUACAAACGGUGGCUGCUGGCAGACGGGGCCCCAGAACUCCAGAACAGGAGAGCUGCACUCCGAUUCCCGUCCAGGAGGAUGAAACGCACCACAGUGCUCUCUACAGAAACAGCUUUUGGUUGUCAGAACUGAACAAGAACUUGCUUUAUGAUCCACCCCCGUUUCAGAAACCUGAGAAAGUUCUGUCCACAGGCAAGCUCCAUUCAGCGGGCAGCCAGCACAAAACUGACCUGCACAAGCUGAUAAGCCCUGUCCAGUGCCUUAAUCAUGUCUGGAAACUGCACUACCAGAGGGACAACGUCCCUCAGCCUGAAACUGUCUGUCCUUUUCCAUACAACAUCAUGCCCCCUCCCUUCCCACAUCUGGACAAUCCUAUCCAUCCCAUGAAGCUUAAUGCUCUGGAGACAUAUUUCCAUCGUGAUCUCAAUUACCCAGACAGCGAGCAUCGCUUGUCUGGCCUAAACCUGGGAUACAGCUUCCCCAAGUGCGUCAGCCAGUCUGUGAAAAGCAGCUUGGACAAGGUUUCUGUGGAAGAAUACUUGGUGGACGCCUUGAAGGGCAGCGUGAGCCUCGGGGAGCCGCAGAACUUAGCCAGCCUCGCGAAGACGUGGAGGGGAGGCGGUCUGGACCUGAAGGAACAGUUUCAAAAGGCGGAUGAGAAUGAAGGCGUGCUGCUCACUGAGAAACUAAAGCCAGUGGAUUAUGAGUACCGAGAAGAGGUUCACUGGACCAAGUGCCACGGCUCUCUGGGCAUCGGCUCUUUUGGAGAAGUAUACAAAGUGGAGGACAAGCAGACAGGAUUUCAGUGCGCUGCCAAAAAGGUGCAGGUCGAACACUUCCGUGCAGAGGAGUUAACGACGUGCGCAGCGAUAACGAGCCCUAAAGUUGUGCCUUUGUACGGUGCUGUGAAGGAGGGACCUUGGGUGACCAUCUUCAUGAAGCUGAUGGAGGGUGGAUCACUGGGUCAGCUAAUUAAGCAGAGCGGCUGCCUGCCCGAGGACAGAGCCCUCAGUUACCUGGGGCAGGCGCUGGAAGGUCUGGAGUACCUCCAUGCUCAGAACAUUCUCCAUGGAGAUGUGAAAGCGGAAAAUGUGCUUUUGUCUGAUGAUGGGAGCAGAGCUCUGCUGUGUGAUUUCGGUCACUCUGCUCAUCUCCAUCCUGAUGGCUUGGGGAAGUGCUUGGUCACAGGGAACUAUGUGCCCGGCACGGAGACACACAUGGCUCCAGAGGUGGUCCUGGGGAAGCGCUGCGACUCCAAGGUGGACGUGUGGAGCAGCUGCUGCAUGAUGCUGCACAUGCUGAACGGGUGCCACCCCUGGACGCAGUAUUACAACCAUCCCCUCUGUCUGAAGAUCGCGAAGGAGCCGCCUCCUCUGAGGGAAAUUCCACCUUCCUGCAACCCCCUCACUGCUGAGAUCAUUAAAAUGGGUCUGGAGAAGGAGCCCGUGCAGAGGGCGUCUGCAUCUGAGCUGAGGACCAAGGCCAGCACUGCGCUGCAAGAAGUGGGAGGUGUGACAAGCCCCUGGAGAGGCGAAUACAGAGAGCCCAGGCGUUUGGUGUUGCACCAAGAGAACAACCCGCAGACAUCCCUGCCCCCCGCAGUGAGCCCAGCUUCGGCCACUCCUGACCCAGAACCGGCAGCGGGAGGCUGCUGUGCCGGCCCUGCGCCACCGCCGGCCCUGGAGAGAGCGCAGCAGCGCGAGGGAACCCGCUGGAAUGCGAGCAGGGAGCUGUCCAGGAUCUGGGAUCCUCCUCCUCUCUCCUCCACUCCCCUCCCCUUAAAGAGCUGCAGCCAUACGGAGAGAGCAACCACCAUUUCUGAACAAGAGCUCCAGCAGCUGGAAAUAGAGCUGUUUCUGAACAGCCUUUCUCAGCCAUACUCACUGGAAGAGCAGGAACAAAUGCUUUCGUGUCUCAGCAUUGACAGCCCAUUUGUGUCAGAUGCCAGUGAGAAGAACUCCAUGAAGGCUUCCCUCAGCCUGCGGGACACCCUGAGCUCCGGCAUCCAUUCCUGGAACAGCCAGACAGACGGACAGAGCUUCAGUUGGAACAACGUGCUGAGCCGCAGCCGCCACACGGACACCCCCAGCUGCUUCAAUGGAGUGAAAAUCCAGAUCCAGUUGCUAAGCGGAGAAAAUUUACAUAUCAGGGAUUUCCACAGGACAAAGGUGGGAGACAUUGCCACUGGGAUAAGCAGCCAGAUACCAGUCCCCGCCUUCAGCCUGGUGACGAAGGAAGGCCACCCCGUUCACUACGACAUGGAAGUCCCCGACUCGGGGAUUGAGCUGCAGUGCACCCUGGCCCCGGACUGCAGCGUCAGCUGGGCGUGGAGAGUCAAACACGGCCAGCUGGAGAACAGGCCGUGAGGCCACUCCUGUUCGAGAGGUUUUUACCUUGCUGAAAUGUGGAAUUGCAAAAGCUUCUGAGCACCCCUGCCAUGGAGCACCACGCGCUGGAGUCUGGUGCUGAAGUAGGAUAGCGGCUCAGCACGGUGCUCUCACCUUGCUGCUGUUCCGGCCCCGUUCAGGACGUGUCCUGAAGUGUAGAUGUUCCCCAGAACAGUGGGCAGUGCUUGUUUUGGGUGUGUUAGAUUGAGCUUGAGAAUGGAAGGUGGAAAUUUCUGCUCUUCAGAGGAAUGCGAUUGUGCUUUUCAGGAGAACGUGGAGACUGGAUGAGAGCUCCCAUUGCUCAGCCAAGGGAAGCCAGUUGUUCCUGGGCUGGAAAGAGGCCGAGUGUCUUCAGAGCAGCUGUCGGUGCCCAGGGGAGCAGGCUGAUGUCUUCCAAGCUGGAGGAAAGCCAGAACGUGGCUGCAGGCUUUGAGUGGCAGCAUCUCUGCCUCGAGCCUUUCGCACGGGGAAGACACAGCAGUAACUGCCUGGGUUCUGGGUUUCACCUUCCACACAGACGUUUCCUUCCUGAAUCACAAAAGAGCUUUGUUUCCAGAAAGAGAUUUGGUUGCAGCUCUCAUCUUCAUAUCUCCUCCUGCCGUAGGAGCUGGGGCCAGAGGAGCACGGCCUGGGCAGGCAGCGCCACGUCCUGCAGCCCCACAGCUCCCCUGCAGGGGAUGGGGCAGAGGAGGACAGCUCAGACAAACUGCAUUCUGCUGCCAGAUUCCAUCUCCUCUCAAUCCCACGUUCAGCUGUGGAUUUGGCCCUGCUUCAGCCCCUCCUCACCCACUCGGAGCGCCGCUCAGUGUGGCACGGACUGGGCCAGCAGAUGGGCGCUUUGUGCCUUAAUUUCUGGUGACCUUUUUUACUGAUUUGUGUAUUUCUUUUUUGUAGUAUAUUGAAACUGUGUGUGUUGAAUUUGGCUGGGCAGCAGCUGCUCUCCCUUUGGUCACAGGUGGGCCCUGCCCAAUCCAGGCCGUCCGGGAGACACAGCGAGGCAGGGAUGUCGAAGGGAAAUCCACUUAAAACAGCUCAAAAAAGUUCAGCUCUGGACUUCUGCUCUGAGGAGCAGUGCCCCACAACCACUCUCUUUGGCUCCCACCACACAUGGCAGUGUUGUCCUUAACCAGAACCGUACAGCUGUCAUGCUGUAGGAAAGUGGAACUCUUGAAGAAAACUUAAACCCGUCCCCACUGUGGGUAUAAUUUCUUAUAGCACUUUUUUGUUCUGAAGCACUUAAUCCACUGUCUGAAAUGGGCUCCCAGCUGUUCUGAACCGCAGCCACUGGAGGAAGUAUCCCACUAAAACAUGACGCAUUUCCCGGCACAGACUGCAGAGCUUUACACUUCACCUACAGCAUUAACGCCGCUCUGAGGGCUGCGGGUGCACAGCAGUCCGGUGCGAAGCUGGGAUGGGGGGAUGUGGGCGUCCUCCUGUCCCCACACAGCAUCGCCACCCUUCCAUCCUGCUCCUUUCCUCCAAACCCUGCGCUGUUCUGCAGCAGCCCCUGGCACAAAGCAGCGGGCAGGGCUGAUCCGUGUGGCUUUAAGGCUGUGCUGCCUGCCCUGUGGGCUCUCUUCUCUCCUGCUGCCGGCCCGCCUUCCUGUUGCUGUGGCUGGUUUUGCUGUGGCAGGCUGAAAAAUGCCACUUCCAGGAGGGCCGCGCAGUGCUGACGCUCAGGGAAGGUUUUUGUUAUCCAUGCUAACUGCUAACGUCUGCCUGAGCCGUGCAUGAGAACACAGUCAGGCUGUAGGCCCGACCUCAGCAGAGCAGCAGCACACGGUGCUUCUGUCACAUAGAUCCUUCCUGCAGCCCUUGGAAAACCCGCUUUGGCACAGCAGCGCGGGGCCGGGGCUGAGGGCAGCGCUGGUUCUACAGCACGUGUGACACUUUAUCAAGCUGCCGUUUCUGGAAACCAAUGUUUCACCUGCAGCUUCACCGAGGGGAAAAAAAAUAAAAGCUGGGUAUAAAGAAAAGAAA
Messenger RNA from Gallus gallus (chicken), 7676 nucleotides. It is a transcript of the gene MAP3K14, whose product is annotated as mitogen-activated protein kinase kinase kinase 14. Gene Ontology annotation, biological process: positive regulation of canonical NF-kappaB signal transduction; protein phosphorylation. Lineage: Eukaryota; Metazoa; Chordata; Aves; Galliformes; Phasianidae. The transcript is spliced from 16 exons. Gene Ontology annotation, molecular function: ATP binding; protein serine/threonine kinase activity. The coding region runs from base 2850 to 5675 and encodes 941 amino acids. The record is from RefSeq and is a predicted model, not a curated record.